AUGAGCGGCGAGAUCUGGAGGCGCAUUGAGGACGUAAAGCUACUUCUCCCCUGCAGAGCCAACGGAAGCUCCGAGUCACGCGCGGCUUCCGCCGCGGCGGCAGCCCUGGAAGAGAAGAUGGUCAAGCUGGAGAGAACUGUGGCUGACAUUCAAAAGCAGGUUGCCGCGGAGCUCGUCCUCCUGCCGGCUCUGCCUGCGCUCCUCGCGUCUGCUCACGCGCAAAGGCAGAAGAUCCAGCAACUCCAGGCGCUUUUUCCCUCCUCUUUGACGCCAUUCUCUUCUUUCGGUGCAAAGGGAGACUGGACUGGCAGCGCCGUUUCGCGACCGCGAGGCGAGAAGGCGAGGCGAGAGGGAGAGAAAGGGCCAGCGCCGGGGCGGAACGCGAGCGUCGACGGGUCGGCGAGGAAAGAGCGCAAGAUUUCCAGGGAUGAUAAGGGGCGAGGAAGGAAAACGUCUGAGAGGAAAGACGCGACGCUUGGGCGCGUAGGCGAAGACCAGGAGGAAGCGAUGAAAGAGGAAGGUGAAGAAACGGAGAAUGCAGCCGACCUUUUGGAGGCUGAGAGUCCUGUCAAGUAA
This is a messenger RNA of Neospora caninum, 576 nucleotides long. RefSeq lists its product as hypothetical. Lineage: Eukaryota; Apicomplexa; Conoidasida; Eucoccidiorida; Sarcocystidae. The transcript has 3 exons. The record is from RefSeq and is a predicted model, not a curated record. The coding region runs from base 1 to 576 and encodes 191 amino acids.